UAUGUCAUACAAAUAUAUUUAUGUCUACCCUCACUGUAGGUAAAUGUUGUAAAAAAAAAAAAAAACAACAACAACUCUUCAUUGCAGGCGGGGGAGCCAGUCAACCACUGCUUGAAAUUGAGGAAUAAUGAAGGCAGUUAAGCCAACCAAUACCUAGUGUUGUUUUUAAACUUGAAUAAAUCCUUUAUAACUCAGUAUGCAGGCCUAUGUCCACACACCAAAGAUCCAGUUCAAGUGAUACAAUUAGAAUAAAUAUUAAGAUUAAGGACUAAUAAACUAACCGUAAACUCCUGCAUUACUACAGUUUUGGUCAUUUUUCAUAGUGAACAAGAGGCUAUUAAUAGAAAGUUACGUCACAGCUCAGUGCAGCAGCAGAACAUCAUAAUCACAGUUUAGCAGAGAUCUGCAGGUCCCUCCUUCUCCCACAUGGACGGGGGACCACGCAGCACCACGUGACCCGGGAGCACUGGACUGAACGAGCCCCUCACACCGCAUCAUGGCUGUAGAGGAUGAGGCCGCGCGGUCCCGAACCGGAGCCCUGUUCUCCCGCGGGGCUCCUCUCUCUCCGUCCCGGCUGCUGCUGCUCUCCUUCUCCGUCAUCUCCCUUCUCCCCGCCCCGGCGCUGGGUUUGCUCGGUUUUCGGCCGGAGGAGACCGGGGCGGAGCUGUCCGUGCAGGAUGGGGUGCUGAAAACCACCGAGGGAACCCGCUUCAUGCUGCGGGUUUACUACUCCACCUCCCCGCAGAGGCUCAACCGAACUGCGGGAACUCGAGCCAACAAUGCCGCGCCCUGGAUCGCCUUCAUCGAGGAACCAACUCCCGGGAGAGAGGGGCAAGUUCACCCGAAGAGGAACAUGUGUAUGGACAAGAACGCCAGGACGUCCGACAUCGAGGUUUUGGGAUCUUUUAAGUCCGCUUCCAGUCAGAACUCGGUGCUGGUAGAGCUGCUGGCCAAAGAUCUGCGGAGAGGGGAGAAGAUCAAGUACUACUCAAUGUGCGCCUUCGACGGAUCCAAAUGGGAGCACUACCGGACCAGGGACUUCUGGUUGGCCGUGUCGGAGCGCUCUGCGGUCCCGGAGCUCUGGCUGCAGGUGCUGGUGUCCGUCCUGCUGCUCGGGCUGUCAGCGUUGUUCAGCGGACUAAACCUGAGUCUACUGGCACUGGACCCGGUGGAGCUGCAAGUCCUGCAGAACAGCGGCACCGACAAGGAGCAGAACUAUGCGCGGAAGAUCGAGUCAGUGCGUCGGCAUGGCAACUACGUCCUGUGCACUCUGCUGCUCGGCACCGCGAUCAUCAACGCGUCUCUGGCCGUGUGGAUGUGUCAGAUCCUAGGGAUGACCUGGCUGUCCACGGUCAUCUGCGCCUUCGGGAUCUUUUUCAUCGGGGAGAUCCUUCCGCAUUCGGUGGCGUCGCGUCACGGACUCGCCAUCGCCUCCAAAACCAUCUGGGUAACGCGGCUGCUCAUGGUGCUCUCUUUCCCCAUCUCCUACCCCAUCAGCAAACUGCUGGACCUCAUUCUUAACCAGGAGAUCUCUAACUUCUAUACCCGGGAGAAGCUAUUGGAGAUGCUGCGCGUCUCAGAUCCAUACCACGACCUGGUCAAAGAGGAGCUCAACAUAAUCCAGGGCGCGCUGGAGCUGCGCUCCAAGACCGUGGAAGACGUCCUGACCCCGCUGACUGACUGCUUCAUGCUGGCCUCGGACGUCGUGCUGGACUUUAACACCAUGUCUGACAUCAUGCAGAGCGGAUACACGAGGAUCCCCGUGUUUGAGAACGAGAGGUCCAACAUAGUGGACAUCCUGUUCGUGAAGGACCUGGCCUUCGUGGACCCGGACGACUGCACCCCUCUUAAGACCAUCACCCAGUUCUACAAACACCCGCUGCACUGCGUGUUUAAUGACACCAAACUGGACGCCAUGCUGGAGGAGUUCAAGAAAGGAAAGUCUCACCUGGCCAUUGUGCAGCGAGUGAACAACGAGGGCGAGGGCGACCCUUUCUACGAGGUAAUGGGCAUCGUCACGCUGGAGGACGUCAUAGAGGAAAUCAUCAAGUCAGAGAUUCUGGAUGAGACGGACCUCUACACUGAUAAUCGCACAAAGCGCCGCGUUUCUCACCACGAGAGGAAGCAGCAGGACUUCUCCAUCUUUAAACUGUCUGAGAAUGAGAUGAAGGUGAAGAUCUCUCCUCAGCUUCUCCUGGCAACUCAUCGCUUCCUCUCCACAGAGGUGGAGCCCUUCAAACCAGCUCACAUCUCAGAGAAGAUCCUGUUGAGACUCAUCAAACACCCCAGUGUGGUCCAAGAACUCAAGUUUGACGAGAAAAACAAGCGAGCGCAGCAGCACUUCCUGUUCCAGCGCAACAAACCAGUGGACUACUUCAUCCUGGUGCUGCAGGGAAGAGUUGAGGUGGAGUUUGGAAAAGAGGCUCUGAAGUUUGAGAACGGAGCUUUUUCCUACUUUGGAGUACCUGCCAUUAUGCCAGCAGUCCACAGAUCCCCGUCACGCAGCAGUGGUCUGGACCGCUCUGAGUCCAUGUUGUACGGAGGAAGCAUGGGGCAGCUGAACGGAGGGGGGAACGUAUACCUGCCCGACUAUUCUGUCAGACAGCUCACACCCCUACAGAUCAUCAAGAUAACACGGAGUCACUACCAGAACGCUGUAACAGCCACACGGAUGGACAGCUCUCCUCAGACGCCCGACGCUGACGCCCUUCUGACAGAAAGUAACACCCUGACCCCAGAGCCCCCAACUACAGAGCACUCAGCCACCCUAAUGCCCCCGCAGCACACCACCACCACCACCACCCUCAUGCCACCACCCAGAGAGCUCGGCCGGCCCACAUCAGCCCGGACCAGAGGACAGCAGUCCAGCGUCCCUCACAGCACCUCGCUGCUGAAUGAGAAGAACCGCAUCGUCCGAAGUAAGUCUGACGGCCAGAAGAGUCCGAGUGAUUCAGUGUUUCUCAGGAUGGACGAGAUCCCCUACAUCAGGGAGGACAGAGCAGAAGCUGAGCCACACUCUGGUACGAUGUCUAACAAGUAUUCUGACAGGUUGAAAGACUUUUUGUCUUCUGUAUGAUAUUUUAGACAUUCAUAGACUCUACUAUUGAUGUACCUAUGUCAUAAGAAGAGGAAAAAAUCUCGCGAAGGAGAGAAAACUCCUGAGGAUACUUCAGAGCAGCCGCUGGUGAAAACCUAGCAGAAUGUGUGUGUGUUUCAUACACACAACUCUUCAUUUUCUGUUUCUAUUGACAAUGUGGAUGCUGAACUAUUAGAUUUGUAUCUAAAACAACACACUCCACACGCCCCUGCAGUAGGAGAUCGUAAAGUGGACCCAGCACGAGGAAUGUACUCGACAUUUGACGGAAUGAACCAUUUUAUACAGGUACGGGGAGGUGUAGCUUUUGGCAAUAUUUUCCUUAAAACAGUAGCUUCUCAUCUUCACGGGUUUUUCUUGCUGAUACUUGUAUAUUAAAGAAUGACUGUGAAUGUAAUAGAUUUCUAGAAAAAGAUUUUGUUUUAUACACAAUAUGCCCACCUGGUGAUGAUUCUCCAAUGGAGCUAAAGGGAAUAACGGCACACAGGAAACGGAUUGAAGGCACCAAAGACGUUGCUGUUUUGUACAUACUGCUCCAAUUGCACAGAGAGUAUCCUGAACGAAGGGAAGAGAAAUGGCUGCUUUGAAUUCAGUUAUGUUUUGAAA
Labrus mixtus (cuckoo wrasse) is the source of this 3700-nucleotide messenger RNA. RefSeq names its product metal transporter CNNM1-like. NCBI's taxonomy places the organism in Eukaryota, Metazoa, Chordata, Actinopteri, Labriformes, Labridae. Gene Ontology annotation, biological process: transport; magnesium ion homeostasis. The record is from RefSeq and is a predicted model, not a curated record. Gene Ontology annotation, cellular component: plasma membrane. The transcript has 9 exons. Gene Ontology annotation, molecular function: transmembrane transporter activity.